Molecule: messenger RNA, 2829 nt
Organism: Asterias rubens (European starfish)
Lineage: Eukaryota; Metazoa; Echinodermata; Asteroidea; Forcipulatida; Asteriidae
Product: leishmanolysin-like peptidase
Exons: 17
Coding region: 138-2270 (710 amino acids)
Biological process (GO): proteolysis; cell adhesion
Cellular component (GO): membrane; extracellular region; cytoplasm
Molecular function (GO): metalloendopeptidase activity; peptidase inhibitor activity
Source: RefSeq, a predicted model, not a curated record
CAAUACAAUACAAUCAGGAGGGCAGCGGAAGUGUUUAGUUGCAUUAUUUUCAACAGAGAGACCGGUGAUGCUGUGCACAAUGUCAACGUUGUGUUGAUUGGGCCGUGUUGGUUUGGGGGUAAUUUUUGGGUCUAAACAUGGGAAAGCUGCUUUAUUUUGUUUCACAUCUGUAUCUGUUUAGUGUGGUGACUGCAAGUGUGUGUGUUCAUCGGCCACCAGGCCGAGACGAGAUAAAGUAUGGCGUUCAUUUGGACCAAACACCAACAGGCCGAUUAAGAAAAAGAAGUGCGUCUCAUCCCCUACGCAUCCAUGUGGAAUAUGAAGAUGAUGUUGAUAAGCUACCUGCAGCUACCUCUUUUCUAGUCAAGAAUGAUCUGUUGCCCGCUGCCGUCUUACUUUUAUCUCGUAUGCUUAAUGUUUGGUCGUCAGCUACAGGCCCUGUUAGGCUAAAUAGAGCAUGUGCCUACUCGCAUUACUACACCUUGCCUAAUGAUACCCAUGAGUACUGCCUUGGUGCUUGUGGGAAUGUCACACAAUGUGGGCCUGUCACGAUACCUAACAAACAUCUUCAUGCGUGCUACACGUGUGAUGAGAGCCAGAGCCAGUGUAAACAAAGCGGCGGGGAGACGGGUCCAGGGGUGGCUGACACGGAUUUCAUUCUCUACGUCACCGCGGAGAUGACCUCUGAUUGUCUGAUAGAGGACACAACGGCGCAUGCGUCUUUCUGUCAACUGGAGGCCACCCUGGAUAGGCCGAUUGCUGGCUACAUAAACCUGUGUCCGAGCGCUCUGAGCACCGAUCCAUCCCACCGCACCAUGCAACUCACCACCGUACAGCAUGAGAUUAUUCACUCAUUGGGUUUUACUGCCGCCUUAUAUGCCUUUUAUCAUGACAGUGAGGGUCUGCCGUUUACGCCUAGGGACCCAUCAGGUCUACCACCGUUUAGUGAAAGCCUUGGACUGUACCAAUGGAGUGAUAGGGUGAUUAAAGAGCUUAAACGGACGGACUGGGAUGUACGAGGAGGCCAGAUAACACAUACGAUACACACAAUGGUCACACCUAAUGUUAGGAGGGAGGCUAGAGCGCAUUUUGACUGCCCAGUCAUGGUUGGAAUGGAAGUAGAGAACAACGGAGGUUACGGAACAAAAUUAACUCAUUUUGAAAAAAGACUUCUGGAGAAUGAAGCUAUGACCGGGACACACACCCAUGAGCGCGUCUUCUCUCGUCUGACUCUAGCCGUCUUAGAGGACACGGGAUGGUACCAACCCAAUUACGACAUGGCUGACCCUCUGGACUGGGGCAAAGGACUUGGAUGUGAUUUUGUUAGAAAAAGCUGUAAAUAUUGGAUGGAUAAACAACGCGAAUCUCAGGAAAAAUUGAGCCCUUUUUGUGAUGUAAUACGUGAAGAGCCAUUCACAUUGACGUGCAGUGUGGGUAGAAAGUCAGUAGCUCUGUGUAAUCUACAUCAAUACAGCACGGACUUGGAUCCCAAAUAUCAGUAUUUUGAUUCAUUGCCGGGAGUUAGUAGCGAAGAUUUAGCAAAAUAUGGCGGAACGUCUGAGUUAGCAGAUUAUUGCCCUUUUCAUCAGCAAUUUAAUUAUAAAGAACCAAGUGGUGCUAAAAAAUCUACAACGUGUCAAAUUUCAGCAAAUACACCAAGUAGAAGUGAGAAUGUAGCCGCAGAGUAUUAUGGGAUGGGGUCAACGUGUGUAGAGCACGGGGUAGCCUGGCGACAGUCACAGUGUGAUCAAUAUCAAGCACAGCAAACAUGGGGAGCAGGAUGUUACCAGUAUUCUUGUGGUAAAGAUGGCCUUAAAAUCACCAUAGAGGGGGUAAACUAUUUGUGCUCCUGGGAAGGUCAGUCGAUCGCAAUCAGGGUUACGUCGUCAGAAUACCUCCACACAGGAAAGAUUGUCUGCCCGUCUUGUCAAGAACUCUGCGGAUCAUUAUGUCCUCGAGGUUCCAAACGUGGAAAAACUCUGGAACUUACAGUUAGUGAACCCGGUGAUGAAGGGGAAUGUCCCAAGCUAGCUUACGAUUCUAUCGGAGUAUGUUCAGAAGACUGUAUCAUUAGUGACCAGAGUUGCGGUUAUGGCAAGAAGUGCUGCUCCAAUGGCUGUGGGCAUAGGUGCAUGAAGAUAGUCAAAUCUUUAUCAACAGAUGAACCUUGUCCUGGUUUAGCCCCGGAUGUCGCAAGGUCAAAGGUCACGGUAGUCACUGUUUUACUUUCAUUGUCUUUCACUCUACUUUUCACAAAUUUAUCUUUAUAAUUUUGUUGCUUGCCUUAAAAAAGAAUAACAUUUCAUAAAGCGACCAAUUUCUUGUUCUUUUGUAUCUUUGUACAUUGCUCCAAAAUUUGCCCACGUCAUUCCUCUUUUGUUAUUCUUGAGUGAUUACCGAAACCAUCAAACUCAAAAACUCAUCGCCUCUCGCUUUUUAAAAAUUAACUUCCGCAAAAGUAUGUAUUUAAACACUUCAUCCCAAUAAGCACAUAUUGUUGGUAUUUUGAUCAAAUUUUGUUUAGUGCAAAGGUAAAAAUAUGGAGAAAAAAAAUUGUUUGUAAUGUACACGUAGAAACAUUUAAUUAGGAAAAUAUCAUUUCAACACUUUGCGUUUACUUGAACCUUUUGGGUUGAGCUGUAGUAAGUCCAAUCUUUCAUGCUGUUGCAAUCAGGUACAAGCAGGCGUGAUGUUACUUUAAUUUGAUUUCUGAUGUCUGUAAAACUACGCAAAAAUGUUACUAUACAUAUGCCUUUAAAUCUCUCAACUGGGCCCAAUUUCAUAGAGCUGCUAAGCACAAAAAUUUGCUUAGCAUGAAAUUUCUUCCUU